AUGAAUAGUAUUAUCGCAGUAGACAUCAUCCCAGACAACAACGGCAAAGUCGCCAUGUAUGGCGCACCGAACAGAGAGGUGAAUCACAAGUUGACCGGAAAAAUCAGAAUUGUCCUCUCCAAGCCAUUAAAAGCCAAAGCAGUUGUCAUCAAACUCAAAGGGAGAUCGGAUUAUUCCGACUGGGAAAACCAAUAUGCUAGUGUUGAUGUACUCAGAAUGGAGAAAGUGCUCACCGAAAAAGCCGUACUUCCGAGAGGGGUAUCUGACUUGGACUUUGAAUUCAACAUUCCCGGCCACGUUCCCCAAACGUACGUUACUAAUUUCGGAAUGAUCAAGUACACACUAGUUGCUAUUGUGCAACCAACUUCACUUCUGGCCAAAGUUGGUCGAGCUGAGAAAAGCAUACAUUUUGGCAGAUAUUACUUAACAUGCAGUAGAGAUCAACUUCCCGCCCCCCCCACGAAAGUUUAUCAAGGUCAACGAAAAUCUAUACUCAAAUACGAGUUGGAUGUACCUACCGUCGUAGGUGCAAACGAAAAGAGCAUGCUACUUCGAGUACGUCUAUUGCCUCUCCGUGAGGAGGGAUUGCUAAAAAAGAUUACCUUCUCGUUGACGCAAUCAGAGAAAUACAGAGUACAUCCAACCGAAGAAGAUAUUCAAGAAUAUGCAAUAGAAGGAGCUCGCUUGAUCGGGAACGUUCAAUUAAGUGGUUCAAGUGGAAUAAAACGCAAACGAUCGCAUCCAAUUAAACCUACUUCGCUUACAAUCUCUCAUCACGAAGACUGUUGGAAUAACCCGCUGACCUACAACCUUCCAUUCGAGAGAUACAAUUCGGCUCGUAUAGUUGGAGGAGUUACUCGCAAGACGCGACUAAAGCCCACCAUAACAUCUCCUUUAGUAUCUGUCAGGCAUAAGCUCAAGAUAACAAUGUCAUUCGAGGAUGGAAGAGAGAGAGAUCUCGAACUAGGGUUUCCUCUGGUCGUUACUGAUAUUCCGAGCGAUGACCUUGGUACAGAAAGCAUUGAUGGCAGUCUCCCGACAUAUGAUGAUGUCAUAAAGAGCAUCGAGUCAGUGUUAGCUCCGAAUGAAGUUGAAGCCAUAUCUAGACCUAUCACGCCAGUCGAAGGAAGAGAGGGAGAUGAUACAUGUUAUUCCAGUUCGCCUUCAAUGGCGGGACCCAAGAAAAGCACUCGCAGGUUAGCUCAAACGAUCGGCCGAUGGCUACACCGCUCAGAUUCUUCCAAUAGCACCAGUUCCACCGCUUCAAGUACUACAAACGUUCAAACCCAACCUCGCUUAGAGGUAACCCCGACCCUGUCGCCCAGCUACCCCCCUUCUUCCAAUGAUAGAAUAGCGCGUAUGUACAGUCGCACUGGCCGUCCCAGUUGGUAUCUGAAUCUGCCCGACGAGGAUGAUAUACCAACGAUCACUCCUGAAAUCCAUUCGGCUCCGUCUAGUCCGCAUGAACAACCGAAUAACGUGAUUGGAUUCGAUCGUAUACUUGGGAAUAGUUUAUGUCCUCCACCGAGGCAUCAUCGGAAUUCACACCGACGAAGCGCCUCUUUCGAUCCAUCGAUAAACGGAAAUGUUGGCAUGGAUAGCGGGAGUGAAAACAAUCCAAAUAGGAAUACAAGUGAUACGGGUAAUAAGAGUAAUCCAAAUACAAAAUUGAGGUAUUCUAAUAGUAUGAAUGGUUUAAGAAAUCGUAUGGGAAAUAGUUGUGCCGUUGCUAGCCCCACUUUCGGAGUAUGGCCGUGCGAGCAGAACCGUAUGAGCAAAGCUAUGUAA
Messenger RNA from Paraglomus occultum, 1788 nucleotides. Lineage: Eukaryota; Fungi; Glomeromycota; Glomeromycetes; Paraglomerales; Paraglomeraceae. The record is from the annotation of a GenBank genome assembly.